AUGUUUAUCGGAGGCCUCAGCUGGGACACCAGCAAGAAAGACUUGACGGAAUAUCUCUCUCGGUUUGGCGAGGUUGUGGAUUGUACGAUUAAAACAGACCCGGUCACUGGCAGGCGGGGGUUUGGGUUCGUGCUCUUCAAGGAUGCUGCCAGCGUGGAGAAGGUGUUGGAACUGAAGGAACACAAACUGGAUGGGAAAUUAAUAGAUCCUAAAAGGGCAAAAGCCCUAAAAGGAAAGGAGCCACCAAAAAAAGUGUUCGUUGGUGGGCUGAGUCCGGAUACAUCUGAAGAACAGAUCAAGGAGUACUUCGGUGCUUUUGGCGAGAUUGAAAACAUCGAGCUUCCCAUGGACACAAAGACAAAUGAAAGGAGGGGCUUCUGUUUCAUCACGUACACAGAUGAAGAACCAGUGAAGAAGUUACUAGAAAGCAGAUACCAUCAAAUUGGUUCAGGCAAGUGUGAGAUCAAAGUAGCACAGCCCAAAGAGGUAUACCGGCAGCAGCAGCAGCAGCAGAAAGGAGGAAAAAGCAACGCGUCUGGUGGGCGAGGAGGUGGAAGGGGGCGUGGACGGGGUCAGGGACAAAACUGGAAUCAAGGAUUCAAUAACUACUACGAUCAAGGAUAUGGAAACUACAAUAGCACUUACAGUGAUCAAAGUUACAGUGGCUACGGAGGAUAUGACUACUCUGGGUACAACUAUCCUAAUUACGGAUACGGGCCGGGAUACACAGAUUACAGUGGUCAGCAGAGCACGUACGGAAAGGCAUCCCGUGGUGGCGGCAAUCACCAAAACAACUACCAGCCCUACUAAAGCAGUACCUAGUACUGGAGGAAACAGGUAGAGGUACUGCAACAAAGCCAUCUUGCAGCGCGGCGUGAGCGAGCGGAAGGGUGGUCUUCGUGCGAAGAAAUGGCUAUUUUGUAAAAGACUUUUAGCCUGCGACACGACCGUGUCCAACUGUACAUAGCGGCCAACUAGUUUUCUUUUAUGGUUUUUACUUUUUUUUUGCCAUUCAUGUCACGGCACAACGUGGACUUGUGUUUAUACCGACUUUUAUUUGUAUAAUUUCAUGUUAAAGGGUUCUUUAAUAAAGGCUUACUGAAGUGGAUGU
Eurypyga helias (sunbittern) is the source of this 1111-nucleotide messenger RNA. It is a transcript of the gene HNRNPDL, whose product is annotated as heterogeneous nuclear ribonucleoprotein D-like. NCBI's taxonomy places the organism in Eukaryota, Metazoa, Chordata, Aves, Eurypygiformes, Eurypygidae. Gene Ontology annotation, molecular function: poly(G) binding; poly(A) binding. Gene Ontology annotation, cellular component: nucleoplasm. Gene Ontology annotation, biological process: regulation of gene expression. The record is from RefSeq and is a predicted model, not a curated record.